UCUCCGACAGCUUCAUACAUGGAGGCUCCCAAGGUCAAGAUGCCAGACUUGUGCUUGCUCUUGCUCAUGGCACUCCUGUUGCUUCCUGGGUCCGAAGGUCAUACCUGCGCGACGGUCAGCCAGACCUACAUUACUCUCUUAUGUGUGCGUGAUACGUGCGUCAAGAACUGCCACAGCGAGGGCUACACAGGAGGGAGGUGCGUGAUCACCUCCUUGGAACCUCCCAUGUUAGUCUGCUUCUGCAUGAAACCCUGCUGAUGAUGCUUCUGAAGCAGUAAUAUUUUUGUGUGUGUUUAAGGAACUACAUGUGUGAACUUCUAUGUUGUAUUUGCUAUGAU
This is a messenger RNA of Triticum urartu, 338 nucleotides long. RefSeq lists its product as uncharacterized. The record is from RefSeq and is a predicted model, not a curated record. Lineage: Eukaryota; Viridiplantae; Streptophyta; Magnoliopsida; Poales; Poaceae.